Molecule: messenger RNA, 2731 nt
Organism: Maylandia zebra (zebra mbuna)
Lineage: Eukaryota; Metazoa; Chordata; Actinopteri; Cichliformes; Cichlidae
Source: RefSeq, a predicted model, not a curated record
GAGACACUUCUUCUGCUGUUUCUCGGAAACUGACAGCGAUACAGAGGCAGAGACCCCCACUGUAAAGCCACAGAAAAAGUCCCGCUGGUCUAUUUUCAAAUUCUGGAAGAGAAGAAAUCAGGUUGCUCCAGAAACAACAGGGGAACCUGAUAAAAAGAGUGACAAAUUAAAGAACAUGCAGCAGGACUGUACACCUGCCGAGGCAGCACCACCAAAAGAAGACUGCCUAGAAACAAAAGGUCGAGAACUGGUUGCUUCAGAAACAACAGGGGAACCUGAUAAAAAGAGUGACAAAUUAAAGAACCUGCAGCAGGACUGUACUCCUGCCGAGGCAGCACCACCAAAAGAAGACUGCCUAGAAACAAAAGGUCGAGAACUGGUUGCUCCAGAAACAACAGGGGAACCUGAUAAAAAGAGUGACAAAUUAAAGAACAUGCAGCAGGACUGUACACCUGCCGAGGCAGCACCACCAAAAGAAGACUGCCUAGAAACAAAAGGUCGAGAACUGGUUGCUCCAGAAACAACAGGGGAACCUGAUAAAAAGAGUGACAAAUUAAAGAACCUGCAGCAGGACUGUACUCCUGCCGAGGCAGCACCACCAAAAGAAGACUGCCUAGAAACAAAAGGUCGAGAACUGGUUGCUCCAGAAACAACAGGGGAACCUGAUAAAAAGAGUGACAAAUUAAAGAACCUGCAGCAGGACUGUACACUUGCUGAGGCAGCACCACCAAAAGAAGACUGCCUAGAAACAAAAGGCCAAGAACUGGACAUCAAGCCUCCACUGAACAGUUCAGAGGACCUAGUACAGGUCAUAACUACAGACAAUCCCAGCAGCACCCAUAAGGAAUGUGGUGAAAGUUCCAACCAGGUUAGAAACACCACUGAACAUAGUGAGCCAUCAGACCUGAGUUGGGACACUUUGCUUAUGGAGUUUCUGGCACAAGAGGAUGGAUUGGAGCAGGUGCUUGACAUUUUAGGGAAAAAUUUGAAGGAUAGAAAAAAAAAGAAAAAUAAAGUUCAGACUGUGGACCGCUUCGGGUUUCCAAACAUUGUAAACAGCUGCUACAUGAACUCCUGCCUGCAGAGCCUCUUCAACAAUGAGGAGUUCAUUAGAGAUGUCAGCCGUCAGGAGACUUUGUGGAGAGCAGUCCCAGAAGCUCGGCUCUUAAGAAGGCUCAUGAACAUCAGGAACUGUCAUGAAUCAAGAGAUUAUGACCUUAAAAAACGCCGCCUAAUGUCUUUUAAGAAGGCAUUCAGCCAACAGGUUCCUGAAUACGAAGGCAGUGCACAGAAAGACGCUCAUGAAUUCCUAACCUUUUUCCUCAAUGAGGUGAAAAGCCUCUCACCUCACCUGAAGAGGGAAGCAGCUCUCCUGGGCCGAAGUUAUACCUGCCCAGUAGAAGACCAUCAUGUUUUCAAAAUGGAAAACAUGAGGACAUGCAAGAGCUGCGGUCACCAGUCAUCACAACAGGAGGAAUUUACAAGCUUGUCCCUUGACCUGGUUCCAGAGGGGUCUGUUGAGGACAUGUUAGGGACAUACUUGAAGGAACAAAAAAUCGAAUUUACUUGUGACUGUGGAGGGACGACCUCGGAAUUGAAGCAGUCUUUUGAUACACUGCCAAGAGUUCUCAUCUUUCACCUGAAGAGGUUUGGCUUUACAAAAACCCACAAGCUUCAGAAGGUGAAUGACCCCGUCAGGCUGCAGAGGGACUUGGUGGUGUCAUCCAAACAGGGUGAUGGCCGUUAUGAACUCAUAAGCAUCAUUAGUCACUAUGGAGGCACAGAAUCAGGACACUACAUCUGUCAUUCUGUGCAUCCUGAGGAGAGCCCACAGUCUACAUCAGAUCAUUGGCUCACCUAUAAUGAUGCACGGGUGCUCCACACAACUGGAUCGGCAGUUUUUGAGGAACAGCAGCAGUCUGCCUACAUCCUGUUUUACAAGAGAAACGGUGUGGAAGCAAGUUAGAGCCAUCAUCGUGCUGAGAAGGAACAACCGUCGUCUCAGACCGCUGGUAAGUAUUGCCCUUAGGAGGAAGGGUCCUCCCAGAGAGCCUGGUUCCUCCCAAGAUUUCUUCCUCCAGGAGGGAGUUUUUUCUUGCCACCGUCGCCCCACAUUCACCGGUCAUUCACUAGUAGUGCACCACUACUAGAGAUAGUCAGGACCAGUGUUUGGCUUGCUCUCUGGGAACAACAAAUAAAUUAAUAAUAAAAUAAAAUAAAGAUAUUAUUGUCACGGGCUGAAAGCAGGGACUCAAGCGCAGAGCAGGUUGAUGUCUCAAAACACAAUUUAUUUACACACCCGUGCAAUAAUAUAUACAGUGACGGGAAAUUCAGGGUUCCAGGGGAUUAGGGGAAGGCUCUCUCUCUCUCACGCUCGCUCACGUCCUCACACACGUUCGUACCGCGGGGAGGUCACAGGUCCGGGAAGAUAAGCUGGAACAGGGAAAGGGAGAUAUCACUCACAAAUCACGAAGGCAUAAAGGUGUAAGACCACGGGAGCUGGAAAGGUAGACUAACGUCAGUAGCGCAAUCAUCCCGCGAUGAGAGGAUCUGUGACCCAGCCUCAAAUAGAAGCCGGAUAAUCAGCUGAUCGCCAACAGCUGUGAGAGCCAAGGGCGGGAGCCAGCUGUGAGCUCCGCCCAGGCAGAGAGAUAGGGGGAGAAAGAGAAAAAAAACACAAGUGUAGCCUUGUGAGGCCGGCUGGGCAGGCACGGGGACCAUGACAAUUAUU